AUGGCACGCACACUCAGCUUCCUGCUGCUGCUUCCGGGGCUAUGUGGGAACUCCAUUUCAGGAGGGCAGCCUUCAUCCACAAACACUCCUGGGGAUUUGAAUUAUGAAUUGCCUACAGCAAAUUAUGAGACCCAAGACUCCUAUAAAGCUGGACCCAUUGGCAUUCUCUUUCAAAUGGUGCACAUCUUUCUCCACACGGUGCAGCCUAAUGCUUUCCCUGAAGAUAUUUUCAGAAAAGUCAUACAGAAGAUGUUUGAGCCCUCAGUUGAUUUCGACAAGGUCCUCAACUAUGAGAUAGGAAUUAUUAUAUGCGCUCUCCUGGGACUGCUCUUUGUCAUCCUGAUGCCUCUGGUGGGGUAUUUCUUUUGCGUGUGUCGUUGCUGUAACAAAUGUGGUGGAAAAAUGCACCAGCGACAGAAAGAAAAUGGGCCCUUCCAGAGGAAAUGCUUUGCAAUCUCCCUCUUGGUGAUUUGUAUAAUUAUAAGCUUCGGCAUCUUCUGUGGUUUCGUGGCGAACCACUCGGUGCGGACCCGGAUCAAAAGGACUCGGAUAUUGGCCAACAGCAAUUUCAAAGACUUGCGAACUCUCCUGAAUCAAACUCCAGAGCAAAUCCAAUUUAUAUUGGCCCAGUACAACACCACCAAGGACAAGGCAUUCUCAGACCUGAACAGUAUUAAUUCGUUGCUGGGAGGUGGAAUUCAUGAACGACUAAGACCCAGCGUGAUCCCUGUUCUUGAUGAGAUUAAAUCCAUGGUGACAGUGAUCAAAGAGACCAAAAAGGCCCUGGAGAGCACGAAAGGCAGCUUGCAGAGCCUGCGCGACGGAACUGCACAGCUUAGCAGCAACCUGACCGACGUGAAAGCUAGCAUUCAGAGGUCACUCAGCGACCCCACGUGCUCUGUGCACCCAGCAAGUGAAACCUGCAACAGCAUCAGAACAUCUCUGAGCCAGCUGGAGGGCAACCUCGACCUGAGUCAGCUUCCACCUGUGGACAGAGAACUUAACAAUGUUAAUAAUGUUCUUAGAACCGAUUUGGAUGGUCUGGUCCAAAAGGGCUAUCAGUCCUUUAAUGAUAUACCUAAGAGAGUACAACACCAAACCAAGAACAUCGUUGCAGAUGUCAAAAGCAUCUUGAAUUCCAUCGGUUCAAGUGUCGAUGAUGUAACCCAACAGAUUCCUAUUGAGAGUACGCUGUCAAAGUUUGCUGUUCAUAUUAACAACACCGAAAGUCGCAUCCACCGCAGUUUACACACAUUGGAAGAAUACGAUUCGUACUGGUGGCUGGGUGGCUUGGUCAUCUGCUCUUUGCUCACCCUCAUCGUGAUUUUCUAUUACCUGGGCUUACUGUGUGGCGUGUGUGGCUACGACAGGCAGGCUACCCCGACCAGGAGAGGCUGCAUCUCACACACUGGCGGCGUCUUCCUCAUGGUCGGGGUUGGAUUAAGUUUCCUCUUUUGCUGGAUAUUGAUGAUCAUUGUGAUUGUGACUUUUGUCAUUGGUACAAAUGUGGAAAAAUUGAUCUGUGAAUCUUAUGCAAACAGAAAGUUAUUCCAGGUUUUGGACACACCCUAUUUACUAAAUGAGAAUUGGCAAUACUAUCUCUCUGGCAUCAUAUUUAAUAAAUCAGAUAUUAGGCUCACUUUUGGACAAGUUUACAGUGACUGCAAGAACAAUAGAGGCGUUUAUGCCACUCUUCAUCUGGAGAAUCGCUUCAAUAUCAGCAAACAUCUCAACAUUAACGAGCAUACUGAAAGUAUAAGCAAUGAAUUUGAAAAUCUGAACAUAAAUUUUAAUAUUGUUUUGCUGGACACAGCAGGAAGAACCAACCUUGAAGAUUUUGCUGCUUGUGGAAUAGACAAAAUAAAUUAUGCCACCUACUUGUCUCAGACUGGUAAACACCCUGUGAAAGUGAAUCUUUUAUCAUUUGCAUAUGAUCUAGAAACAAAAGCAAACCAUUUGCCGCCAGGAAAUUUGAGGCAGUCCUUGAAAAGAGAUGCAGAAACUAUUAAAAUGAUUCACCGUCUACAGAUCAUUCCUAUGGAGCAAUCACUGGGCACUUUAAGGCAAAGUAUCAAGACACUGCAACACAUAAGCAAUGGAUUAAUGGACAGAAUAGCCAAGAUUCUUACCUCUUUGGAUUCUGCUCAGAACUUCAUCACAAACAACAUUACCUCUGUUAUUAAUGAUGAAACUAAGAAGUACGUGAAAACAAUAGUAGGGUACUUUGAACAAUAUCUGCUGUGGGCUGAGUUCUCUAUCAGAGAGAAGAUGGUGUCCUGCAAACCUGUGGCCACCGCUCUAGACUCUGCUGUUAACGUGCUUCUGUGUGGCUACGUCGUCAGUCCUCUGAAUUUGUUUUGGUUUGGCAUAGGAAAAGCUACUGUAUUUUUACUUCCGGCUCUAAUUUUUGCCGUAAAGCUGGCCAAGUACUAUCGUCGAAUGGAUUCGGAGGAUGUGUACGAUGAGUAA
Propithecus coquereli (Coquerel's sifaka) is the source of this 2469-nucleotide messenger RNA. It is a transcript of the gene PROM1, whose product is annotated as prominin 1. Gene Ontology annotation, cellular component: prominosome; cilium; microvillus. The transcript is spliced from 22 exons. Bases 1 to 2469 code for a protein of 822 amino acids. Gene Ontology annotation, molecular function: cholesterol binding. The record is from RefSeq and is a predicted model, not a curated record. NCBI's taxonomy places the organism in Eukaryota, Metazoa, Chordata, Mammalia, Primates, Indriidae.